Molecule: messenger RNA, 4476 nt
Organism: Trichoderma breve
Lineage: Eukaryota; Fungi; Ascomycota; Sordariomycetes; Hypocreales; Hypocreaceae
Product: ankyrin repeats (3 copies) domain-containing protein
Exons: 6
Coding region: 1-4476 (1491 amino acids)
Molecular function (GO): protein binding
Source: RefSeq, a predicted model, not a curated record
AUGGGGCGCCAGGACUGGAAACGAAUGUUCAAGGGUCUGCAGGACAAACUAGGCUCGUCGAGACUCAAAGACCAAGAUGGCGUAUCGGACUCGCAUUCUGUCGAGCCUCAGAAGAAUCACACCAGUUCAAGGCCCGAUACCUCGACUACCAAAGAUAAUGGAUCCUGUAAAGACCCGGUACAAUCAGACCAGGCUUCACAAACGCAGAAAAAUAUUGUACCAGCCUACCAACUGCUCAGAUCAUCUCAGAGUUUGUCCAAUCCCCGAAUUGACAAUGCGCCAAUCCAAGAUCUCUGGAAUAUAGCAUACGAAAGGCUACGGGUGGAUAAUAGCGAACUGAUUAAGAAGUAUGAGAUAAAGCUCCGAGGGAAUAUGAUAGCCGGCCUAGGUUCGACACUUGGGUCUAACGCAAACAUGAGAGACCGAAUGCAGAUGAUCCUGGAAUACAAAAUGAAAGAAGUCAAUUCAAAUGUAUGGAAGUUAAAAUUUAGGAGCUCUGAUGUCGACGUUAGAGACCUCGUGCAACCGAUUCUAGGGAUUGUGAGCUUGGUCAACGAAUACAUCACUGAUGCCGUGAGUGUAAGCUCUUAUGCAUCUUUUGCUUGGGUCGGCAUAAGUCUACUACUCCCACUCUUUAUGAAUCCUUCAACACAAAUAGCAUCCUUAGCAAAGGGUUUGGAAUUCGUCUCGACUCUUAUCGCCCAGAGCCGAAUGAGAGAAGAGCUUUAUGUUCGGCGCUAUGAGUUAAAGCCUAGUGAAGGUCAAUCAUUUCAACAAUCUCAUCGGGAGUAUAAAACCGGCUUAGAACAGCUUUAUCGACAGAUUCUGAAGUUUCAAGUUACGACCUACUGCUACUUCACCAAUAAUUCCGCAUCCCGCUUUUGCUUGGAUAUUAUAAAACGAAAUGAUUGGGAUAAUCUAGUUAAUGGAAUUCUUGAGCAAGACAUGUUGUUUGGCAAGUUGGCUACAACUUGGCGUGACAUUCAAUACGACGAUGAAUGUUUGGCGGCCGAGAACCGGCAUCAAAAUGCCAUGAGUCUCUGGUUUACCAUUGGGGAAAAUGUCUCUAGCUUAGAGAGAGCUGUGAAGGAUGCGCAUGAGCAGAAAGAUCGCAUCGAAUUGCUCCGAUGGCUGUGUAAUAUCGACCACAGUGAACUAUAUAAUAGCGCGCGCGGUAAGCACAAGGGUGGUACGGGAGAGUGGCUCCUAGAUGGGAGCGAGGCAUUCAAAGCGUGGGAGGAGAGCAUGGUGUCUAAAUCUUUCUUAUGGCUCCAUGGAAAAGCCGGCUCUGGAAAGUCCAUUUUAAGCUCCUCUGUGAUUAAGCGUCUACAAGACCGACAUCAGGGGAACUCUAUGAGUGUGCUCGCUUAUUUCUACUUCAGCUUCAGUGAUGUCCAGAAGCAGAGAGUUGAUGGAAUGCUUUCAUCUCUGAUUAGGCAGAUCAGCGCCCAUCGGCCAUACAUACCACAAUCAGUCCAAAGCCUCGGCGAGUAUAAAAAUAAUGGCGGCCGUCCGGAUACAGAAACACUGAUAGAAGCGUUAAUCGCUUCUAUGCAGGGAUUUUCGGCCGUUUAUAUUAUUAUUGAUGCUUUGGAUGAGUGUCCAAGGCUAAACGACGAGAGGAAACGACUCCUGAAUAGCUUGUGUGAUAUUCUUAACGCAGCACCGCACAGCCUUCACAUGCUCUGUACAAGCCGCAAGGAGAAUGAUAUAGAUAAGGCCAUAAGGCCUUUGCUAUGUGAUCCAUGGGGAGCAGAAAUAGAUUUGUCUGUCCAACGCAAAGUUUUGGACGAUGACAUUGGCAAGUACAUCGACUCGAUUUUAGCAGAUGCCGAAUACGAUACAUGGCCAGCGGAUAUCAAAGAAGAAUCAAGAAAUGCGCUGAUAGAUAAAGCAGACGGCAUGUUCCAAUACGUGCGUUGCCAGUUCGAAAACUUGCAAAACUUAUCCUCCAAGGACGCCGUUCGCAGGGCUCUGGGAGAUCUUCCCAGCGGGCUUGAUUCAACCUACGACAGAAUGCUUCUGAGCAUAGAUGCAAAUUUCCAACCACAAGCCAUAGCAUCCCUGAAAUGGCUCGCUUUUUCAUGGAAGCCUCUAAACCUUGCUCACUUCUCGAUCAAGGAGUACCUGACGUCUGAGAGAAUUCUUCAGAGCCGUUCAUCUGUCUUUGCGUUCACGGAGGCCGACGCCCACGUACACAUUGGACGCUUUUGUCUCGCCUAUCAUCUACACAUAAGCUCAACGAUUGAGAUAUCGAAUGAAAACGAGCAGUAUUUACACAAGGAUGAUUUGGCAGAAUACGCACGCAUCGGUUGGGCACAACACAUCGAAUUCAUUCCCCGAGCAUCCUGGCCUCCAGAAAUUUCACGAAAUGCAGUUGUCUCACUUUCAGUCUGCAGCAAAAGCUUAUUCCGUAUGAUCUAUCCCUUCACAAUAAUACGAAAUUUAAUUCGACAACCUUAUCUCUACACUGCCAUGCAUGGCUUCUGCCAGCUGACAGAAAUGUUAAUAUCGAGCAGUGUCUACCUCACACAAGUGGAUUUGGAUGAGGGUCUCCGUUGGGCAACACGUUAUCGGAGAAAGGCCCUUGUCAAGCUCUUUUUAGAUAAGGGUGCUCAGAUACACGAUUGUCUAGAAAUAGCAGCAAGGGUGGGAAAUGCAGCGAUUGUAGGGCUUCUACUCGACUACGGAGCCGAAAUCACUGCGCUCGCUGGCAAACUGGAAUGUGCACUGCGAAGUGCCUUAUGGGGAGGUCAUCUUGAUGCACUCAAGCUCCUUGUGAAUCGCGGAGUCGAUGUCAACAGCCCAUUCGACAAGACAGAAUACAUGCCCCAUCCAGGAUACACGCCUUAUCCAGUAGAUUUAUGGAGGAAGAGGUUAGAGCUGCGUAUCGUAGACUGUCUCCGUUUUCUAUUUGACAGCGGCGCCGGUGUCAACAUGAAAGACAGCACUUCUUUGGCAGCGGCGCUCUAUGUAGCAAUACAUAUUGGAGCCCGGAGAGCAUUCCAGCUGCUGUUAGAGAGAGGCGCGCACGUGAAUGAGCUGGCAGGGGAGAAGGGUUACCCACUUCAGGCGGCGACGGAUUCCUCUCAUGACGCUGUAUUCAUCAAGGACUUACUAGACCGCGGCGCAGAUCCUAACGCUCAAGGCGGGAUUUAUAACACGGCUCUACAGUCCAUGUGUGCCAGGAUUUAUGAUCCUAACUCUGGGGAAAUGAUACAAAUCAUUGAGCUGCUAGUGAAUGGAGGUGCUGAUGUCUCUAUUCAGGGGGGCAAAUACGGAACGGCAAUGCAGGCAGCAUGCUAUAACUGCAACAUCCCGAUUGCGGUUGUAAAAUACUUACUCGAGAAAGGCGCCGACGUGAAUGUGCAGGGAGGACACUAUGGCAAUGCCCUCCAGACGGCAUGUCAGCGCAGCCCCUUGUACGGGGUCAAACAAUUUGAAGUACGGGAGCGCGCCCUAGAAGUAGUACAACUGCUUCUAGACCGAGGAGCUCAUACUGAUGCUCAAGGCGGCUAUUAUGGGACGGCGCUCCAAGCUGCUUGUGCAAGCGAGAACGAGGACAUAGCGCGUCUCUUGAUUGAUCGUGGUGUCAAUGUGAACGCCCGGGGUGGACGAUACGGAACAGCACUACAGGCAGCUUGCGCAGCCGGGAACCUGGACAUUGUCCAUAUUUUGCUUAAAGGAGGUGCCCGUGUUAAUAUCGAAGCCGGAUAUCAUGGCACCGCAUUGGAGGCUGCCUGCGCGAGAGGUCAUACCGAGGUGGCUCGUGUGCUCCUCGAACACGGUGCCGACGUUCAUCUGGGGAACAACGGUGCAUGGCAUGCAGCCGCACUCUCCAAGGAUGACGAUCUGGUGGGACUAAUGCUUGACCAUGGUGCUGGUGGGAAUGAUUUUCGUGGCUCUCAUGACUCGCCUCUGCAUGCUCUGCUUCAAUGCGGAAGAAAAAUUAACGUGCGGGUCCAACUAUUACUUGAGCAUGGCGCUGACCCUAAUCUUGUGGUCGGUGAAUACGGUAAUGCACUCCAGGUCGCGUGUACCGUAAAGGUUUGGGAUUUCGAUAGGCUUGGUGUGGAGAGCGAUAUAUACUACGGUGCCGCCGGUCCAAAACUUCUUCUGGAGCUUUGCCCCAAUAUCAAUGUCAAUGUACCAGGAGGAUUAUUUGGCUCGGCUUUGCAAGCGGCAGCAUACUCGGGUCAGACACCUACCAUCAGUUUGUUGUUAAAAAGAGGAGCCCAUGUGAACACCCGGGGUGGGAAAUAUGGCAGUGCCCUGAAUGCCGCCGUUAUUGCAGGCAACUGGGAUAUUGUUGAAGUUUUGCUCGACGCCGGUGCGACGCCUGAUUGUCACAUUUCGUCACAACCUGACGAAGAGUGGCUCCAGCGUGUGCUAGAAGACGAUGGCCAAGGGGGCGUGGAGAGAUAUAGAAAGUUUUGGGAGGUAGAGAGGGCAGAGAGGGAAGUUUCGGCAAAUUAG